Messenger RNA from Brassica napus (rape), 1225 nucleotides. Its product is annotated as MADS-box protein SOC1-like. NCBI's taxonomy places the organism in Eukaryota, Viridiplantae, Streptophyta, Magnoliopsida, Brassicales, Brassicaceae. Gene Ontology annotation, biological process: positive regulation of transcription by RNA polymerase II. The record is from RefSeq and is a predicted model, not a curated record. The transcript has 8 exons. Gene Ontology annotation, molecular function: protein dimerization activity; DNA-binding transcription factor activity, RNA polymerase II-specific; RNA polymerase II cis-regulatory region sequence-specific DNA binding. The coding region runs from base 316 to 984 and encodes 222 amino acids. Gene Ontology annotation, cellular component: nucleus.
CUUUUUGCUUUGUAGUCUUGGACUAGUCUGAUGAAUCUGCUUUCAUUUUGUUGGAUUUGAUGUUUUGUUUCGGCUAAAUCUCAUUUCAAUUAAAACCCCCCUAAAAAUCAAUAUUUUUUAUAAAAGGUUGUAUCUUUCAUUCAUUUUUAAGCACAAACUUGUAGAUCAUACAAGUUUGUACUUUACAUUGAUUUCCUUUUUGGGUACUUAAUCAUGUUCAUCUCUCGUUGACUUCAUCAGUCUCCUCCCCCCAAAAAUAUAUAUCAAAAAUCAAACCCCAGGAAAAUAAUUCUUAUUUCUAUCACGGGUUAAAUUAUGUGGAAACUAAUCAAGGAGAAAGAGAUGGUGAGGGGAAAAACUCAGAUGAAGCGAAUAGAGAAUGCAACAAGCAGACAAGUCACUUUCUCUAAACGAAGGAAUGGUUUGUUGAAGAAAGCUUUUGAGCUCUCAGUGCUUUGUGAUGCUGAAGUUUCUCUGAUCAUCUUCUCUCCUAAGGGAAAACUUUAUGAGUUCGCCAGCUCCAAUAUGCAAGAUACCGUAGAUCGUUAUCUGAGGCACACCAAGGAUCGAGUCAGCAGCAAACCGGUUUCGGAAGAAAAUAUGCAGCAUUUCAAACAUGAAGCAGCAAACAUGAUGAAGAAAAUUGAACAACUUGAAGCGUCCAAACGUAAACUCUUGGGAGAAGGCAUUGGAUCAUGCUCGAUUGAGGAGCUGCAGCAAAUUGAGCAACAACUCGAGAAAAGUGUCAAAUGUGUUCGAGCAAGAAAGACUCAAGUGUUUAAGGAACAAAUUGUGCAGCUCAAGCAGAAGGAGAAAGCUCUAGCUGCAGAAAACGAGAAGCUCGCUGAAAAGUGGGGAUCUCAUGAAAUCGAAGUUUGGUCGAAUAAGAACCAAGAAAGUGGACGAGGUGACGAGGACAGUAGCCCAAGUUCUGAAGUAGAGACACAAUUGUUCAUUGGGUUACCUUGUUCUUCAAGAAAGUGAAGCAACUACUAUUCUAAGAACAACAAAAACAAAACAAAGCAAAAAAAAAAACUAUAUGCAAAAACGGGUUAGCAGUGAGUGUAUAAGGACAAGUAACAAAACUCUUAAGCUGCUUCUCUUGUUGUCUUCUUUCUCUCUCUCUCACUCUCUUCUUCAAAACUGAAUUGCCUGUGGUAUGUAUCUAUGUUCUCAAUUUCUCAUACACUUGCCUUUUCUAGAAUCUAAGAGCAUGAUUCUAAAA